This is a messenger RNA of Entrophospora candida, 2601 nucleotides long. The record is from the annotation of a GenBank genome assembly. Lineage: Eukaryota; Fungi; Glomeromycota; Glomeromycetes; Entrophosporales; Entrophosporaceae.
AUGUUGGAAUGCGUGGUCGUUUAUUUCCAUGUUAGCUUUGUACAUCAAUAUAUAUUGGGCCCACAAGGAGAUGGGAUUUCUGAUGCUGAUUUAAUUUAUCAUGCAUUAUUUAUUUUAUCACUUGGAUUUCAAAUACUUAUGUGUAUAGAUGCAUUACGGAAUACUAAUUCAAUUCAAUUAGUUUCUCUGGUAAUAUUCAAUUUGCUCUCAUUAGCCUAUGCCGGAAUACAAAUAUAUCAACAUAUUAUAUUGGAAGAGAGGGGUACUGAUGAGGCUAUCUUUGUCCCAUCUGAUAUGUACCCUACAAGUGAUAUGGCCAAGCAUCAUUUCACUUCUAGAAUGAGACCAUUGGAAUUUACUAUAAUCGGAUUGGUCGCGGUAUUUUCACUUUACUUGUGUGUCAUAGCUUACAAAUUGGUUAAAGAAUUUGGUUGGGAGAUUUAUAAAACUUACUCAGCAGAUGUUGAAAUCAAAAGGGCCUUCAUAAAUUUAUCAAUAUUACAAACUUUGAUAAAAAUGGAUAUAUUUUUCAUUGGAGCCUAUGCAAUCCAAUUACUUCCAUCACAACAAAUAGGUUAUGAUCAAAGUACGGUAGAGACAGUGUUAGUAUUCGUUAUUGGCGUAGUAAUGAUGGCAAUGGCUUGGUAUUCUAUUGUCAAAGAAUUAAAAUAUUUAUUAUUAUCAGUCAUAAAUGCUUUGUUUGUCUGUUUAGUCUACAUCGGUUACAAAUUAGUCAGAAUCAACUUGCCAAAAUAUUUCAGUGAAAAUCCAGAUAAUGAUCCUUACCAAUUCACAAGACUGUAUGGUAUGAACAAUCAAGCUCAAGAAUCUCCUCAUGGCAAUGCAUUCGACGAAGAAGAAAUGUCUGGUGUAGAUUUUAAACGACAAUCAAAACGACAAACAAUAAAUAACAAUUCACGUCGAACUACUCCUGCCUCAAAAAAAUCUAUAAGUUUGGGACCACCACCAAAACCUUCCCGUACAAUAACAAACAAUAACAACAAUAAUCAAUCACAAAAUCAACCCACAAUAUCUCGUAGUCCUUCCGCUGGCAGUGUUUUGACGAAAAAUAGUUCCACGUCUGAUUCUAGUAAUUCUACAAAAUAUUCACAGCCUGCUUAUGGCUCUAUUAAAGGAGCACAAGCCAUCAAUGUACCUGGCGAGCCUAUUCAACCAGUUAAUAGUAAUGAAAAAGAUGGUAAUAAUAAAUCUUUUAAGGGUGUCUUUAAUAAUAUUGUUAGCUCAAUGUCAGAUCUUUUAACAUCACAAAAAAGAGUAGAAAUUUCGUCGCCUUAUGAUCCAGUUCAUCUAACUCAUGUUGGUUUUAAUCAAGAAACUGGUGAAUUUACUGGUUUACCAAAAGAAUGGCAACAAUUAUUACAAGAUUCUGGCAUUACAAAACAAGAUCAACAAGCUCAUCCACAGGCUGUAAUAGAGAUUGUACAAUUUUAUCAAGAUACAGCAGGUGGUACUACUUCACCAUCAUCAAAACCACGUAAAAUGUCACCUGAAUCUCCCCCAGUUCUCCCUCCAAUAACACUACUUCCACCACUUGAAAAUUAUAAACAACUUCCGUCAUCACCCCCAACAAAACCUUCCGCCAAUAAUAAUAAACCACCUCGACCUAAAGAUCCAAUGACACAAAAAAUUGCACCACCUCCGCCUAAUAGUUCCGCCGGAUCACCAUCAAAAGUUCCACCACCACCAAAUAACCAAAGACGUCGUGAGCCUCGCAAAACACAAAAUAAAGACAAUGGUUUGGAUGUAAUUGAACGGUUGAAAGCUAUUUGUACUGAUGCUGAUCCAACUAAAAUAUAUAGAAAUCUAGUCAAGAUUGGUCAAGGUGCAUCCGGAGGUGUAUAUACUGCAUAUCAAAGUGGUACUAACAAGUCCGUGGCAAUUAAACAAAUGAACUUGGAGCAACAACCAAAAAAAGAUUUAAUUAUAAAUGAAAUUUUAGUAAUGAAAGAAUCAAGUCAUGAAAAUAUUGUAAAUUAUAUUGAUAGUUUCCUUUGGAAAGGAGAUCUUUGGGUGGUAAUGGAGUAUAUGGAAGGUGGAAGUUUAACAGACGUUGUUACCAGUAAUAUAAUGACCGAAGGUCAAAUUGCCGCUGUUUCUAAAGAAACAUUGAAAGGUUUAUCACAUUUACACUCAAAAGGUGUAAUUCAUAGAGACAUUAAGAGUGACAAUGUUUUAUUAUCGUUAGAUGGACAUAUAAAAUUAACUGAUUUUGGUUUUUGUGCACAAAUAAAUGAACACAAUAAUAAAAGAACUACAAUGGUGGGAACACCAUAUUGGAUGGCACCAGAAGUAGUCACACGUAAAGAAUAUGGACCAAAAGUUGAUAUAUGGUCAUUAGGAAUUAUGGCGAUUGAAAUGGUUGAGGGUGAACCACCAUAUUUAAAUGAGAAUCCUUUAAGAGCAUUAUAUUUGAUUGCUACAAAUGGAACACCUCAAUUACAAAAUCCUGAAAGCUUAUCCACAGAAUUUAGACAAUUUUUGAAUGCUUCAUUAGAAGUUGAUUCAGAAAAAAGACCGACCGCAAAUCAGCUUUUAAAAACAUUAAUUUUAAUUUCACUUUCAUUUUCAUUUUAUAAUUAG